ACGGCGGCGCCGCCUCUGCUUAAAGCGGGCCCGCGGCCGGCACCGCCUCCUCUUCCGGCGGCCGCGGUGCCCGGCAGCAUGUCGGACAAGCUGCCCUACAAAGUGGCUGACAUCAGCCUUGCAGACUGGGGUCGCAAGGCCAUUGAGAUUGCAGAGAAUGAGAUGCCAGGGCUGAUGAAGAUGCGGGAGAUGUAUGCUGCAUCAAAGCCGCUGAAAGGUGCACGUAUCGCUGGUUGCCUUCAUAUGACCGUGCAGACAGCAGUUCUCAUAGAGACCCUUAUAAAGCUGGGAGCUGAGGUACAAUGGUCAAGCUGCAACAUUUUCUCUACUCAGGACCAUGCUGCAGCUGCUAUUGCAAAAGCUGGUAUCCCUGUUUUUGCUUGGAAAGGGGAGACCGAUGAGGAGUAUUUGUGGUGCAUUGAACAGACUCUCUAUUUCAAGGAUGGGCAGCCCCUCAACAUGAUUUUGGAUGAUGGUGGAGAUCUUACUAACCUCGUUCAUGCUAAAUACCCACAGCUCUUGAAAGGAAUUAGAGGUAUUUCAGAAGAGACAACCACUGGAGUUCACAACUUGUACAAGAUGAAGGCCAAUGGGACCCUGAAGGUUCCAGCUAUCAAUGUUAACGACUCUGUCACCAAGAGCAAGUUUGAUAACCUUUAUGGUUGCCGUGAGUCCCUCAUUGAUGGUAUCAAACGUGCUACAGAUGUUAUGAUUGCUGGAAAAGUAGCAGUGGUGGCAGGAUAUGGUGAUGUGGGCAAAGGCUGCGCUCAGGCCUUGCGGAGCUUUGGAGCAAGAGUCAUCAUCACUGAGAUUGAUCCCAUCAACGCGCUGCAGGCAGCCAUGGAAGGUUAUGAAGUUACUACUAUGGAGGAGGCCUGUAAAGAAGGAAAUAUCUUUGUUACCACCACUGGAUGCACUGACAUUGUUCAGGGCAGACACUUCGAGCAGAUGAAGGAUGAUGCCAUAGUGUGUAAUAUUGGUCAUUUUGAUGUGGAAGUUGAUGCAAAGUGGCUGAAUGAAAAUGCAGUAGAGGUGGUGAAUGUUAAACCUCAGGUGGAUCGCUAUACAUUGAGGAAUGGCCGUCACAUUAUACUGCUAGCAGAAGGCAGACUGGUCAACUUGGGCUGUGCCAUGGGUCACCCUAGCUUUGUUAUGAGCAACUCCUUCACCAACCAAGUGCUGGCACAGAUUGAGCUGUGGACGAAUAGUGACAAAUACUCUGUUGGAGUCCAUUUUCUGCCAAAGAAGCUGGAUGAAGCUGUGGCGGCUGCUCAUCUGGAUAAACUGUGCGUGAAGCUGACAAAGCUGAGUGAGAAGCAGGCCAAAUACCUAGGCUUGUCAAAGGAUGGGCCAUUCAAGCCAGACCACUACAGAUACUGAGCAGGUGGCAGUACCCAAAGACCAAAGUUCAGGGAUACAACCUUCCAAAGCUCUGGUGUGUGCUGGGAUUCUAAGAACAAGCCCUUCACCAUCCUCCUCUCAGUGCUGCAGAACUCAUUCCCCUACCCAGGGAGCUUCAGGGCUUGUUUUCUUAGUGAAAGAGGAUCACUAUGACUCUUGGAAUUAGAAUUGGUUACUUUGCUAAUGUCACAGUGAAAAGGAUCCUAUGCUCCUUUUAUUGGCUUCUAAUGUCCCAAUAAGAGGAGCAGGACAGAAGAGAAUGCUAGAUGAAAAUGCCUACUCUUCUCAAACAUGAGGCCAGCUGCCUAUUUGAAUAGACUAAUCAAUAAGACGGGGAACAGUUUCUACAGAGAUGCUUUCUGCCACGCCCUGUUCAAACUAGAUAAAUCCUGUUAUGAGGCUAGCUGUGUCAGGCUUCUCUCCACAAAGGUGCCAUAGCUGAAAUGUACAUUUGUGAAACCGGGGGAGGUAGGGAGGACUAUUUCUGUAGGUUGCUUGGUCUCCCUCCUAUAGUAUCAACAUAAUCAUCUACUCAAAUUAGAACAGGAGUUAUUUUCUGACUUAACCUAUUCCAUUGAUUUUGGUCAGAUCUAAGACCCUUCUAUCCUGCUUCCAUAGCAACUCUGGAAGGGGUGAAGCAAGGGUGACUUGCUUUUUAGCAGCCUUCUAGUGUGUCGUGAAUGGCUGAGAAACCACUGAGGGGAUGGUUAGGUUUAGGGAUCUUGUUUGAUCGUACGAAAACACCAGGAGCACACUUCUACCCAAAACUUGAUUUUCUGAUUUAUGUCUGCUGUAUCUUUUGUCACUGAAUCAAAGUGCUUUUAUUAAAAAUGUGACUGUGGCCUGA
Cygnus atratus (black swan) is the source of this 2248-nucleotide messenger RNA. RefSeq names its product adenosylhomocysteinase (gene AHCY). The record is from RefSeq and is a predicted model, not a curated record. Gene Ontology annotation, molecular function: adenosylhomocysteinase activity. Lineage: Eukaryota; Metazoa; Chordata; Aves; Anseriformes; Anatidae. Bases 79 to 1380 code for a protein of 433 amino acids. Gene Ontology annotation, cellular component: cytosol. The transcript has 10 exons. Gene Ontology annotation, biological process: L-methionine cycle.